Sphenostylis stenocarpa is the source of this 900-nucleotide messenger RNA. The record is from the annotation of a GenBank genome assembly. NCBI's taxonomy places the organism in Eukaryota, Viridiplantae, Streptophyta, Magnoliopsida, Fabales, Fabaceae.
AUGCAUCAUCUCCUUCUCCUCUUCAUCUUCCUCUUCGCGCUAUUCUCCGCCAUGACAACUCCCUCCUCCUCCGCCAUCGACACCUUUAUCUUCGGCGGCUGCUCCCAGCCCAAGUACACGCCGGGUUCGCCCUACGAGAACACCGUCAACUCGCUCCUCACCUCGCUGGUCAACUCGGCCUCCUUCACCAACUAUAACAACUUCACAGUCGCUGCCGCCUCUUCCAACACCGUCUACGGCCUCUUCCAGUGCCGAGGCGACCUCAGCAACGACCAGUGCUCGCGUUGCGUGGCGCGUGCGGUCACUCAGCUCGGCACGCUCUGCUUCGCCUCCUGCGGCGCCGCGUUGCAGCUCGAAGGCUGUUUCGUGAAGUAUGACAAUGCGACGUUCGUCGGGGUGGAGGACAAGACGGUGGUCACCAAGAAAUGUGGACCGUCCGUUGGGUUGACCUCGGACGCGUUGACUCGGAGGGACGCCGUGCUGGCGUAUUUGCAGACGUCCGAUGGGGCUUACAAGACCUUCAGGACCAGCGGGUAUGGGGAUUUUCAAGGUGUGGCGCAGUGCACUGGAGACUUGAGUCCCACCGAGUGCCAGGAUUGUCUCUCUGAUGCCAUCCAACGGCUCAAAACCGACUGUGGGCCCUCCACCUGGGCCGAGAUGUACCUCGCCAAGUGCUACGCGCGCUAUUCCGAGAGUGGCUCUCACUCGCGCCCUAAUAAUAACGGUAAGCGUACACAACUGCUCCACCGUGCGCGGUGGUCUGAUGAUAGCAACCACAAUGAUGAUGAGAUUGAGAAGACACUGGCUAUACUAAUUGGACUCAUUGCCGGGGUUGCUCUAAUCAUUGUUUUCCUUUCCUUCUUAUCCAAAGUGUGUGAAAAACACAAAGGUGGUAAAUGA